Molecule: messenger RNA, 2154 nt
Organism: Dalotia coriaria
Lineage: Eukaryota; Metazoa; Arthropoda; Insecta; Coleoptera; Staphylinidae
Product: X-linked interleukin-1 receptor accessory protein-like 2
Exons: 7
Coding region: 215-1621 (468 amino acids)
Biological process (GO): signal transduction
Source: RefSeq, a predicted model, not a curated record
UCAGUUUGAAUUCGUCGUGCGUGCUGUGAGCAUGUUAAAAAUACUUUCACAUUGCGAUACCACGUGAACUUCUCAAGCGCGGCUUAUCUGCAUUCACAAUCGAUAAACAGAUAAAACAUGUGAAAGAUAUUUUUAUUUUCUUAACAAAACAAGAAAAUAACAUUUUGUGAAUUUUAUAGUUGAAAUUAUUGCAAACAAUUGAAUUUGUAACAAAAUGGCACGGACAUUUUUAUUAUUAUUACUAAAAUUAGUGAUCAGUGUGUGUCUGCUGAAUGUUGUCGCUGCUAUCGACGACGAGUGUAAACAUAACACAUUUAACGUGACUGGUAAUCAUAUGCAGUUUAUCAAGGAAGUAGCAAACGCUGAAUUUGCCAUCAACGGGAUGUUCAAAGGGUUACAUUGUUGCGCGAAGGGCUAUCGUAGCAUCGAAUGGUUGAAGGAUAACCAACCAUACCCAUGGCAGUCAGCAUCAUCCGGCUUAAUCCUGUACCCAGAAAGCGUUAACCAAACCAUCUACACGCAACGCGUGACCCCCGAGGACGCCGGCAAUUACACGUGCAUCGUGCGCAACGACACCGACUACUACGUGCACACCAUCACGCUAAAAGUAUACGAUAAAGCACCCGAUGAGCCACAAUUGACGUACGUCUCAGAGGAUACAGAAGUCAGCGUCGGUCAUGAUUUACGAUUAUUCUGCGAAGCUUUUGUCGGUGCACUGGAUCAUCUCCCGGAUGCAUACAACGACGCAUACUGGGCGAGAAUUCUAUCGAAUGGCACCGAAGUUCGUGAUAAACACACACAGAAAGUUUCCAGGGAAGAUGAACAAUGUGCUGGUGCGUUGUUGAAUAUCCAAGAGGUCACCGCCGACACCUUCGGGCGUUAUGUAUGCGUCAUCAAGAAACCCGGCAAAGAUAUUCGCCAAUAUGUUCGUGUUACCGAAAGAGCCUGUGUGGAGUAUUUAUCACCAAGUUCAACGUCGUUUACACAUCUAGUCUUCUGGGCUUUGGUAACAAUCGUCAUGUUGUGCGUCACCAGUUUCGUGCUGUAUAAACGAUUCGGGUUGAAGUUGCGCGUAAAAUUCAAGGAUCGCUUUGGUAAUUUGGAGCACAAUGAUGGGAAGAACGUUGAUGUUUUGAUUGCGUACACGGCGCCGGAUAAGACUUUUACGUUGGAGACUUUAUUGCCGACAUUAGAGCGCACGUUUAAUUACGCGUGUGAAUCACAUGAAUUACCGAGGAAUAUUAGUUUAUGGGCUCCUGAUUUAUUGGAAGCAGCAAAAAAGAGUCGACGUCUUGUCGCUGUGCUUUCCCCGGAAUCCGUACAAGGACAAUGGGACCCCCCGACGCUCUACGAGGCACUCAAACAACUCAACAGUCUGAAUGCGCAAUUCACGUGUGUUAUGAUGGCGGAUGCGCCGAAGAACACGAACGAAACGAAAAACGAUCUGGGUGAAACAUUCGUUUCCUUGUUCAAGCAAAUUGUGCACGUGCAAUGGACGGGCGUCGAGCAUAACGAGCAGUUUUGGCUGACGCUGCGUUUGUAUCUGCCGCCGAAGCAGGUUUACUCCGAUGAGGCGAGUAAUGCAAAAAGACUGAAUCGCACCGAGGACGAGCUCGUCUAACUCGGCACUACUUAUUUAGUUCGAUUUGAUUUGAUUGAAGCAGUAUUCAUUACAUCCAUCACAGAUUUUUCUUCUAAAAACAAAUGAAUGUAUUACUAGUUGUCGAAUAUGUUGUUAGUUGUAAGGCAACUUGAUAAGGAAUGCACUUGAUGUGCAUUUGGAAUGCUUCGUUGGUCACGAGGCGUUACGGAAGGUGCUUUAAUGAUGAUAUUGCUUACUUUAAUGUGAGAGAUGUGAGGAUGUUGGAACAGACGAGAUUGUUACGCGCAGCGCGUCAACUUUUUUAUACUACAAUAUGACUUAUUGCGUUUUACGUUUAACCAUUUUCUAUAUUCGUAAAAUUGCCUCUUUUAUUCAUUUAUUUGUUUUGUAAAUAUUUAUUUUAGACGUACAUAUUAUAUAAAUGCUCUUAAGGACGUACAAUGUAUUUAAAACGCGAUUUUUUGUUACGACCAAGUUCUGAUUUAUGGUACUGACGUUGUUUUCAUAAUAUAUUUAAUGAAAAUGUCAUAAUAAAUGUGAAAUAUGUGAAA